AUGGCUUGGUCAAAGUCAACGCGCAUUCUGGUCAUGCUAUUGAUCGAUGCCGUCUUUUUUAUCGUCGAAUUAGGCGUUGGUUUAUGGGUUGGAUCAUUGGCAUUAAUGGCAGAUGCUUUUCACAUGUUGAACGAUAUCAUAUCUCUCGCUGUUGGUCUUUGGGCUGUUAAAGCUGCUCGAAGAAACAUUACUGAUAAAUAUUCUUUUGGCUUUUUGAGAGCCGAAAUCCUUGGAGCCUUUUUCAAUGCAGUCUUUCUUAUCGCCCUAUGCGUAUCAAUUGUUCUCGAAGCUGUCGGACGUUUUUUUGAUCCACCUGAAAUCGGGGAACCAAAACUUAUACUUAUUGUUGGGUCGUUGGGAUUGGCAUCGAACCUUGCUGGAUUUUUCGUAUUAGGUGGGCAUGGUCAUUCUCAUGGUCCAGGAGAUGGGCAUUCCCAUGGAGAUGAGGUCAGCGCUGCGGAAGAAGGACAUGCGCAUAGUCAUGCUCAUGAACACGGAUACGAACCAUAUAGAGAUGAGAUUAGCGACGAAAAUGGAAUCGCAGGAGAGGUAUUCCCCGAAGCCGUCAUCGCAAAAGCCACCGCCAAACGUCAAGUACAAUUUACAGAGCCGGAUGAAGAUGCUUCGACAGCCCGUGAUAGUAGCAGUAUCAUGACUAGAUCGCCCAGCAGAAGUUCGAGACAACACACUCAUCGAAGACGAACGAGCAAAUCCCAAUUUUCUAGCUUGGAUAAUAUAAGCAUUCACCCGGCAAGCUUUCGACAAGAUAUUAUUGCUGCAAGCAAGACACAAUUGGAUGGAAUUGAUAGCGAGGAUUCCAGUGAACCGGAUGAUGAUGUUCAUGUUAAAUCUGGACCUGCACUGACUGAAAACAGUCCUCUUAUUUCACAUGCUCACGAUGAUCACUCAGAUGCUCACGCUCAUAGCCAUGAUCAUGGGGAUGGAGGCCAUCGUCAUGAACAUCACACAAGUCGUCAAUCUAAGCAUGCGGCCCAUAAUCACAACAACAAAUCAAAGAAGAAGUCCGGUGGUCAUGGUCACAAUCAUGAUGACAUGGGAAUGAACGCUAUGAUUCUUCAUGUUAUUGGUGAUGCUCUUGGAAAUGUUGGAGUCAUCGUCACUGCUUUGAUUAUUUGGUUAACUAAUUGGCCUGGCCGUUUAUACGCCGAUCCUGCCGUAUCACUUUUCAUUACCAUCAUCAUUCUUCGAUCCUGCAUUCCACUAACCAAAGCUACCGCACAAAUCUUGCUUCAAGCUACACCUGAUUCAAUCGACGUCGCCCUCAUCAAAGAGGACAUCGAAAAUUUCGAAGCCGUGAAGGGUUGUCAUCAUGUACAUAUCUGGCAACUCAGCGAUUCUCAACUCGUUGCGUCUAUGCACAUUCAAGUUGCCUUCCCUAUUGGUGAAGAUGGAGGAGAAAAAUAUAUGCAGCUAUCUAAGGAAAUUCGAGAAUGCUUACACGGUCAUGGUAUUCACAGCGCAACUCUUCAACCCGAAUUUUGCCUCGACAAAGAUCAUGAUCAUAUUUUUAAUGGUGAAUCCGUAGGACUAGAUGGACAAGCCCAAAACAAAUGUGGAAUGGAGGAUGAUGAUUCAUGUUUAUUGGAAUGUGUUGAUAAUUGCAAGGGAAAAGGUUGUUGUUCGACGCAGGCGGCAGAGCCGCAACAUGACCACUCGGAUCACGAUGGUCACUCCCAUUAG
Molecule: messenger RNA, 1701 nt
Organism: Sclerotinia sclerotiorum 1980 UF-70
Lineage: Eukaryota; Fungi; Ascomycota; Leotiomycetes; Helotiales; Sclerotiniaceae
Exons: 3
Coding region: 1-1701 (566 amino acids)
Biological process (GO): intracellular zinc ion homeostasis; zinc ion transmembrane transport
Cellular component (GO): membrane
Molecular function (GO): zinc ion transmembrane transporter activity
Source: RefSeq, a predicted model, not a curated record